This is a messenger RNA of Apaloderma vittatum (bar-tailed trogon), 1185 nucleotides long. Its product is annotated as DBH-like monooxygenase protein 2. NCBI's taxonomy places the organism in Eukaryota, Metazoa, Chordata, Aves, Trogoniformes, Trogonidae. The annotation marks the transcript as partial. Gene Ontology annotation, molecular function: dopamine beta-monooxygenase activity; copper ion binding. The record is from RefSeq and is a predicted model, not a curated record. Gene Ontology annotation, cellular component: secretory granule membrane. The transcript has 10 exons. Gene Ontology annotation, biological process: octopamine biosynthetic process; dopamine catabolic process; norepinephrine biosynthetic process.
AUGACCGAAGAUACCCACACAGAGCUGACAGAGAUGAGACAGGUACAGAAGGAAAUCUGUGCCCUCCUGGAGCAGCAGGUGAGGCCAGAUCCUUCACACACAGUCUACCUCCGCUGGGACCACGACAAACAGAAGCUGAAGAUGUUUGAGCUGCAGGUCCAUACAACUGGCUGGGUGGCAUUUGGAUUCAGCCCUCAUGGAGAGUUGCCUGGAUCUGACAUUGUGAUAGGAGAUGUCUUCUCAGAUGGGAGCAUCUACUUCUCUUUUGCUGUUCCAGCUGAAGAAACCAAGUAUGCCUGUACCUUUAUCUCACUGCCCACUGUCACGCAGAAACACCACAACUACAAGAGGCUUGAUCAACAGUUCAGGUACCAUACUCCAGAGCUAUGGAAAUAUGAUGUGAGGGUUCUGCAAACAGGCUUCUUCACCUUCCUUGUGCAUUUUGUUCCUCCUAGAGCAGAAUCCUACAGAUCUUAUGGCCUUUGCAAUUCCAGCCAGUUUGUUGAAAUGAACGGGAUGCUGGUUCCAGAUCUACAUGUCUUUGCCUACUUGCUUCACACCCACCUGUCUGGCAGAGGAGUGAAAGCUGCUCAGUAUCGGAACAGUGAGCAGCUGAGGACCAUCUGUGAGGACAGUAAGUAUGACUUCAGACUGCAGGAGAUUUGGGACAUGAAGGAAAUCAUCAUAAUCAAACCAGGGGGGGAUGAGAUCGCGGUCGAAUACAACUUUCAGACACUGGAUCAGUCAGGGAUUACUUCUGGUGGGCUAAACACCAUGAAUGAGAUGUGUCUGACAUUCCUCUUCUACUACCCUCGUAAAAACAUGUCAAGUUGUAUGGGCUACCCUGACGUUUCGUAUGCUGGACACAUAUUCAAGCAAGAGGCCUCGGAUGCAGUGGAAGGAAUAAUGGCCAUGAAUUUCGUUGACUGGGACAAUGACGCUGUCAAAAUUGCAGAGAAAGCAGCCAAGGAGGCAGAUCAAGUAGUCAUAAUUAAAAUCAUUAAUCCAGUUCCCAACCCACCUCACUGUACGAUCAUCCAGCCCACACUGCCUAAACUUGCCUGUGAGGAUGCCGUGGGAGACUGUGUCAAAAGCUUCGCUGAAGUCGAGGUAGACCACAUCCACUGCCCUUCCCUCAUCUAUAUGGCCGGUUAUGUCAUCAUAAAAGACUACCAAAUUGAUCAA